Molecule: messenger RNA, 5364 nt
Organism: Clarias gariepinus (North African catfish)
Lineage: Eukaryota; Metazoa; Chordata; Actinopteri; Siluriformes; Clariidae
Product: adhesion G protein-coupled receptor A3-like
Exons: 19
Coding region: 916-5025 (1369 amino acids)
Biological process (GO): G protein-coupled receptor signaling pathway; cell surface receptor signaling pathway
Cellular component (GO): plasma membrane; external side of plasma membrane
Molecular function (GO): protein binding; G protein-coupled receptor activity
Source: RefSeq, a predicted model, not a curated record
UCUCGGAUUCACACGGAGUUUAACGAGUUGAACAAACUGGGAGCUGCUCUGUCCGGACCUCCGCGGCUUCACGGGUUUACAUUUACGUUGUUAAACGUUUUUUCCAUCUCGUUUUUUAAAUGCUGCGGGAUACGAAGAAGACCUGUGGAUAUCCACGUAAUAUAUCUUAGAAACCGGAGUAUCCCUGUGUGCCGCGCGGAGACCUGUGUGUGUGUGUGUUGCGGUGCGGAGCUGUUCACUCGGCGUGGGUUUAACUUUUGUUUUUGGGAAGUUUGUGAGCAGGCUGGUACUCGAGUUUUUCUUCUUGGUGUUUUUUUUUUGUUGUAAGCUUGGAGUCUGCGUUCAGCGUGAAAAGCAAAGUUAACCGAAGCGUGCUCAGAUUCCCUGAAGUUUUGUGUUUGUGUGUGUGUGUGUGGUUGCAGCUGUCUCCGCGUGAAGCCUAGAUAUAAAUAUAAACAACAACAACAACACGAUAUGGAUUACAGGCAGCAAACCCAGCUGGUAUACUUAAAUCUACACCGGAGUUAAAGCCUUUGAAUCCGAAUGAUUAUUCUUUCCAGCAUAAUCGACUCGGGUAUAAUCGUGAUCCUUGACCGACUCAAUGGCACCGAGUCGUAAACCGAGCCGAGUGGAAAACAAAGGAAGGAUCCCGGAGCGCGUCUCUGCACUGCUGCAUGUGAAGCACACAAAGCCCGCGCGCAUCCACGUCUAACCACCAGGCUUCCACUAUGACCUAAACACACUAUCGAGCAUCUUUGUUUUUUUCCCCAAAUAUAUUUAUAUACAAAUAUCUAGUGAGACAACGAGCUCGUUUAUAUGCGUGUGGGCGUGUGUGCGCAUAUAUAAAAAAAAAACCCUAACAUUGCAAGCAGCAACCCAGCAUUUGAAUGCUCCACUAACUUCACCCAGUUGGAAAUGUCGCUCAGCAGCUGGUGUGGGCUUUUCCUAGCUUUUGUCCUGCUCGAAUCUGCAAACUCUGCAGCCUCUAAUGAAUGUAAAUCCUACGAUGAACGCUCGAAAGUCGGAGGUCGGCCAGGGACAACGGACAGGAAGGUGGUGUGUAGCAACAUGGAGCUCCAGCAGGUGCUGCCUGUCACCUCUUUUCCCAACAGGACAGUCACACUAAAUCUAAGCACCAAUAAAAUUCAGGAACUCCUAAACGGCUCCUUCGUUGGUCUGUCCAUGCUUGAGAAGCUGGACAUAAAGAAUAACCUUAUCACCCGCAUCGAGCCAGGAGCAUUCCUCGGACUUACCGCUCUUAAAAGACUAGAUCUAUCCAAUAAUCGUAUUGGCUGCCUUAAUGUGGAUGUAUUCAAAGGCCUCACAAGUCUGGUUAAACUCAACCUUUCAGGAAACAUGUUUUCAUCUCUUUCUCAAGGAACCUUUGACAGCCUUGUCUCACUGAAAUCACUGGAGUUUCAAACCCCUUAUCUACUGUGUGACUGUAACCAACAAUGGCUGGUGCGCUGGAUUAAAGAAAAGGGUAUAGCAGUGAAGGACACACAGUGCUCCUACCCUCGCUCACUACAGGGCAAGCUCAUAAGCACCAUCAAACCUGAACUGUUCACCUGCGAUUCACCUCUGGAGCUUCCGUCUUUCCAAAUGACUCCUUCGCAACAUCAGGUAGUUUUCCAAGGAGACAGCCUGCCUUUCCAGUGCAUGGCCUCAUUUGUGGAUGAGGACAUGCAGGUCCUCUGGUAUCAGGAUGGCAAGAUGGUGGAGUCGGAUGCCACGCAGGGAAUCUCUAUAGAGAAGAGCAUGGUGCAGAACUGCUCCCUUAUUGCCAGUGCUCUGACCAUCUCAAACAUCCAGCCUGGCUUCACGGGAGACUGGGAGUGUCGAGUGCGCACUAGCCGAGGCAACAACACGCGCACGGUGCACAUUGUUGUUUUGGAGAGCUCUGCCAAGUAUUGCACUCCUGAAAGGGUGUCCAACAAUAAAGGAGAUUACAGAUGGCCUCGCACACUGGCAGGCAUCAUGGCGUACCUACCAUGUGCACGACAGGUAACAGGCGCAGGCAUCUAUUCUGGCAGCUCAGGCGAAGACCGGCGUGCCAGGAGACGAUGCGACCGCAGUGGGCACUGGGCUGAGGAGGAUUACUCCCGCUGCGAGUACACAAAAGAUACCACUCGUGUGCUUCACAUUAUCAACCAGAUGGCACUGAACCUGACAAAUGCAGUGCACACAGCACAGCAGCUUCUGGCUUACACAGUAGAAGCCCCUAACUUCUCAGACAAGGUGGAUGUGAUCUUUGUGGCUGAGAUGAUUGAGAAAAUUGGCACAUUUGCUGAGAAAUAUAAAGAGUUAGGGAAUGUGAUGGUGGAUAUCGCCAGUAAUCUGAUGCUGACUGAUGAGCGAGUAUUAUGGAUGGCACAGAAGGAGGCCCGAGCUUGCUCACGCAUCAUCGAGAGUCUGCAAAGAAUCGCAGUUCUCCGACUGGCUAGUGGACCAUACUACACUAAUUCGCACAACAUUGCCGUGGAGGCACAUGUGAUUAAGGCCAGCAGCUUUAAUGGCAUGACCUGCACACUCUUCCAGAAGGUGGCACCAGAGCGUGCUAUGAUUCCCCACCUGGGAAAUUUAAACCCAGACAUUAACCUGGACCGGCAGCUCAGCUUCAAAUGCAACGUCACCAGCAAUCUCUCUGCUCUGGCUCUAAAGAACACUAUAGUGGAGGCAUCGGUUCAGCUGCCUCCCUCUCUCUUCUCCUCUCUGCUGAGCUCUGGUCAUGCUGAUGAUGGCAUUUAUAAGCUGCAGUUGCUGGCUUUCCGCAAUGGCAAGCUUUUCCCCUUUACAGGCAACUCAACCAAGAGAAGAAGCGUAGUCACUCCUGUCAUCCUCACCAAGAUUGAGGGCAUUUCUCUUCAAUCUCUACGCAGUCGGUUGAAUGUGACCCUGCGGCACUUCAUGCAGGGCUCGGACCCAAUGGCUGCACGCUGGGACUUCACUGCUCAGGAGGGCCAGGGCACCUGGCAGUCAGACGGGUGCAGCAUCCUCCAGCAUGAUGCCAACUUCACCACACUGUCAUGUGACUCGCUUAGCAGCUAUGCUCUUCUAAUGGAUCUGACUAGGACUGAGCCCACUAUACACAGCUUUAAGCCUCUUUACCCAGUCAUCUACGUUGCAGCUAUUAUCCUCAGUCUUUGCUUGCUGGGCAUCAUCAUCAGCUACAUUUAUCAUCACAAGUCUGUGUGCAUUAGCAAGAAAUGUUGGCACAUGCUGAUUAACCUGUGCCUGCAUGUCCUCCUUACAUGUGCUGCAUUCGCCGGGGGCAUUAACCAGACUUCCUAUGCCAGUGUGUGCCAAGCGGUGGGCAUAGUGCUGCAUUACUCUACACUGGCUACAGCCUUGUGGUCAGGUGUGACGGCUCGGAACAUCUACAAGCAGGUCACACGCAAGACUAAGCAAUACGAAGAGCUGGACGAGCCUCCUCCCCCACCCAGACCCAUGCUGAGGUUCUACUUAAUAGGUGGAGGAAUUCCCAUAAUUGUUUGUGGCAUAACUGCAGCUGCUAACAUAAAAAACUAUGGAGGUCGGCCAGAUGCACCUUACUGUUGGAUGGCAUGGGAGCCUAGCUUGGGUGCAUUCUAUGGUCCAGUAGCCUUCAUCAUCUUCGUAGACUGCAUGUACUUCCUGAGUAUUCUUCUUCAGCUUCGUCGUCACCCAGAAAGACGCUUUGAGCUUAAAGAACAGCCAGAGGAACAGCAAAGGCUUUCUGUUUCUGAGGUUGCUGGCGGUCCCUCUUCUCAAGCAGAGUCAUCUAUGCCAGUAUCUCUGUCAGCACUUGAGAAUGAACAUACGUUCUUAGCUCAGCUGGUUGGAGUGGCUGGAGCCUUAGGACUCUACACACUACUGUGGCUGUUUGGUGCGUUGGCUGUUUCUCAGGAGCGGCCAUUGGAUUUGAUCUUCUCCUGCCUUUUUGGCGUGGCUGCUUUGGCCCUUGGAGCCUUCCUUAUAGGCCAUCACUGUGUUACAAGGCAAGACAUGCGCCGCCACUGGGCACAGGCCUGCUGCCUUGGACACCAGAGAUAUGCAAUGCAGGUUGAUGCCCUCCUGGCACCAAUGACUGGGGUUUCUGGGGAUGAGUCAACUAAUACAGGUAAUGGUGAGGUAGCACGUUGCCACAUUAGUGGAACAGAGUCAUCUUGUACCAAUAAGAGUGCCCCAAGUGUGCGCAACUCCACCCAAGGGUGCAAGCUGACCAACCUGCAAGUUGAAGCAGCUCAGUGCAAAGCAAUUCCUGCAACCAAUGGCACUGCUCUAUUGGACAACAGCUUAACUGAGCACUCAUUGGAUAAUGAGAUCAAGAUGCAUGUUGCUCCAGUUGAAGUCCAGUAUCGCCCCAAUAUCAGCAGCAAUGGACUCCCUGCAAUGGGUGGUACCAACAGCAACAUCAACGGACACGCUGGGAGGCAUCACAAGAAUCGAGCAAGAGCUCACCGAGCGAGUCGUCUCACUGUUCUGCGGGAGUAUGCCUAUGAUGUGCCCACCAGUGUGGAGGGCAGCGAGCAUAGCGCCCCCCAAAGACGCCACCACCAUGAAAGCCUACAUGCCCGCAACAGCCGUCGUGCUGCAUACCUGGCGUAUCGCGAGCGACAACAGAGCCAGCUCCAGCAGGACAGCAGCGACGCAAGUGCCAGCCUCCCCCGUCGUCCCCGCCAGUUUGACAGGGGUGCCAACAAAGGCACAGGCUCCAGCAUAAGCAACGGUCGUCUUCGGAACAGUCUGGGAAGCGGCCUUGGUAGUGGGUCAAUUAAAAGUCAAAGCCAUGGAGUUAGUAAUGGGUGUGUAGUCGGGGAUGAAGCUGAGGCUGAAUUGCUAAGCUCAGUCAAAGAUUGUCCAAAGCAGCCUAAGCAGCCGCUCCCCGUCGAACUGGAAGUUCAGCCAAAGUCAUAUGGGCUGAACUUGGCAUCAGAGAAUGGACUUGCUAAAAGCUCAGAGAGGCAACAGAACCUGUCGCCUCUUAAUACAGACAGCUCAGCUACCAUAAAGACUGGUUUGUGGAAACAUGAAACUACAGUGUAGUAAAACUUCCAACCUCAGAGACUGAUAUUUACUCUCUUUCUGUCUAACUGUGAACCUUCUUUUUAUUUUAAUUUUACGUUGUUAUUUUAAAUGUUUGGAAAAAAGGUUUUAUAAAUUAGUUGUUUAAAAGAAGUCACGUCUUAGAAUACCACUUGCUAAUUGUAAUAGACGAUCUAUAAAUGAUCUAUUUUUAUAUCAUCUAUUUCUUUUUCAAAUGUGCACAUAAUUGAUUUUUGUAUGUUAAAGUAAGUGCACAAUUUGUGGGCAUAGAUAGGGUUGGUAUUCUGUUUGGACCUUUUCUGGCAGUUGCAAAAAUGCAUUUUGCGAAAUUAAAAAAAA